Molecule: messenger RNA, 582 nt
Organism: Brugia malayi
Lineage: Eukaryota; Metazoa; Nematoda; Chromadorea; Rhabditida; Onchocercidae
Gene: Bma-moma-1
Exons: 6
Coding region: 1-582 (193 amino acids)
Biological process (GO): cristae formation
Cellular component (GO): MICOS complex
Source: RefSeq, a predicted model, not a curated record
AUGAGUGAAACACUGGAAAAUAUCAAAUCUUCCAUUAUACGUUGGUGGACAGCAGUCAAUGCUGAUAAACAACCCAAACCGAAUCCGGCACGAAUGGUCACUGUUCAGGAAUUACCGAUAUAUUCGGAUGAGAAGCCAUACUAUAAAGAAGUCGAAGAACUUCCUAUGUCGAUACAGAAGGAAAUGGCAUUAUUACGACGUGCUGCUUUACGACGCUUUGGAGAUUUUGGGGAAUCCUAUCUGAAUGUUGAGGAGAAAUCGAAAAAGGUUUUUAACUCUGCUCAAGAAUUCCAACGAUUUUUGCAAGAAGAUUAUGGAUUAUUACCGAAAGCCGCUGCUAUCACCAUUGGUGGUCUUACUGGUUUUUUUCUUGGUAUGAAAAAGUCAGUAUUCCGCAGAUUUCUGUAUUCUGGGAUGGGUUUAUUAACGAUGACAGCAUUUUGUUAUCCCUAUGAAGCGAUUGCUGUUACUCGCACUGCAUUCGAACAUGGUAAAAUGGCUUGGGAGAAUUUUGCUCGUUCACCCGAACCUCCUGAAUAUUCAGUUCGAGCGGAUGCACCUUCCUCUAAUUCAGAACAAUAA